This is a messenger RNA of Anolis carolinensis (green anole), 4126 nucleotides long. RefSeq names its product ciliary microtubule inner protein 2B (gene cimip2b). Bases 2187 to 3131 code for a protein of 314 amino acids. Lineage: Eukaryota; Metazoa; Chordata; Lepidosauria; Squamata; Anolidae. The transcript has 6 exons. The record is from RefSeq and is a predicted model, not a curated record.
UAUUAUUAUUAUUACAUGUAUUAUUUUACUAAUAAUAAUAAUAAUAAUAAAACUUUAUUUAUAUCCCGCCACCAUCUCCCCACGGGGACUCGGGGCGGCUUACAUGGGGCAGUGGCCCAAACAACAUAAGAACAAUAUAAGCAACACAAUACAAUCACAAUAUAAAAAGAUAAAACAAUAAUACAAUAUAUCAAUAUAAACAACAAUACAAGAUAAAAAAUUUAUUUAAAAUACAUAAAUGAUAAGACCGUAAUAAAAAAAGGAUAAAUUAUUAAAAACCCACUGGGGCUGAUUAAUUAAUGACUAUCUCUGAAGGCCUGCCGAAACAUCCAAGUCUUCAGGUGCUUCCUGAAGGAAGGUAGAGAGGGAGCCAAUCUAUUAUUAUUAAAAGGAUACAUAAGCACAUUUACAUUGAAGAAGAUGAGAAUAAUGAUUUGAUCAGAGUUGGACAGUCUUAUCUUAAAUUUGAGCUUUAUGUAAAUAUUCAAAAACAUUUAACCUCCUGAUGCCUCAAUUUAUGUAAUUUUAUUGGUAUCUAUUUUUAUUUCUGAAAUUUACCAUCCUCGGCUUAUACUGGAGUCAAUGUUUUCCCAGUUUUUUAGCCAAUCAGGGGAGAAUGCAGACAUUUUGAAUGGCUGUCAAAGUAAAUAAAAUGUUCUGUACUCUGCUGCAUGCUUUAUGGUGGAUCUUUUGAGAGUGCAGACUCUGUAUCUGACAUCCUUUCGGGCCUGAAAGUAAUAAACCUCUAUUCCUGUUGUCUUCAAACCCGGGAUGUGUAUUGAUUCGGCUAUUGGUGUAGCGGAGUGUGCCAGGCACCUGACCUCAACCUACGGUCUUAGCAAAUACAGUAGAGUCUCACUUAUCCAAUGUAAAUGGCCCGGCGGAACGUUGGAUAAGCGAAUAUGUUGGAUAAUAAGGAGAGAUUGAGGAAAAGCCUAUUAAACAUCAAAUUAGGUUAUGAUUUUACAAAUUAAGCACCAAAACAUCAUGUUCUACCACAAAUUUGACAGAAAAAGUAGUUCAUUACACAUUAAUGCUAUGUAGUAAAUACUCUAUUUACGAAUUUAGCGCCAAAAUAUCACGAUAUAUUGAAAACAUUGACUACAAAAAUGGCUUGGAUUAUCCAGAGGCUUGGAUAAGUGAGGCUUGGAUAAGUGAGACUCUACUGUAUUGAAAACAUUGACUACAAAAAUGCGUUGGAUAAGCUAGUGUUGGAUAAGUGAGACUCUACUGUAGCUGAAAUCUGACCUCAGAUACAUCCCUAAUGACUAGAGCAUGCUAGUCUCCUUUAACCACUCAGAGGUUUUUAACUUCAAACACUUACGAAACCCAGCCUGAUUUACUAUUGUAAAGAGAAAGUUCAAGACCUUUUUGUGCCUCGGCUUAUAUUUGGGUCGGCUUAGACUCAAGUAUAUAGGGUACAUAUUCUGCCACCGUGCCACGUACCAGUAAGGCCUUCUCACGGACCACCCUGAGAAUUUCGGGGUGGGUGGGUGGAUGAAGCCCCUUAAAACAUUAUACUAGAUUUCCCUUGGUGCAUUGGCUGCUGAACCAUUUGUGUUUAGUCCAGCUGUAGAGUUUGUUAAUGUGGCAUUUGUGUAUUGAUAGUAUUUAAAUGCAAUUUGUGCCAUGCUUGUAUUGCAACUGAUUGCAUCAUCCAGAAUGUACCAUGGUGUGGAAAGAGUUAAUUGCCAAGAAGCUAUGAUGACCUUGAUGCGUGGCUGGAACUAGGGAGUAUCCAGACACAAGUGUUUGUGUAUAACAAUUGCAUCAGUUCAGUUCAGUUUAGUUGAGUUCUGUCUGCCUAGAGUUUGAGUCAAGUUCUGUUGGAGAACAGAGCAGUCCUGUGUUCCUCUGUCGUCUGCAAGUCUGUUUGUGUUGAUUAUUGCUGCAUACAGUAAAAUUUUGUGAAUAGUUUUACCAACGUCUCUGAGUGUGUCUUUGUUCUGCGUUCCACUGCUUCCAUCCAACUACUGCUGUGCUGCAAAUAUUCUGACAGAGUUCUAGUGACAGAGAUGUCCCUCCUUCCACUCCCCUGAGUUUGCGUUUCCUUGGGCACAGUCUCCUCCUCUGCCGUCCAAAUGCCCUGGGCACAGUCAGCCGGCCCUGCCUGCUGUGGGCAAAAUACCUGCUGGCAUUGGUCCCGACUCCUCAGUCCUUAAGCAAGGUGGAGUCCUUUAUGGAUCAUGGCCACUACUUUUGCCCCCAAGCUCAGCUCGAUCCUGAUGACACCGGACCCACACUACAUCCCUGGCUACAGCGGCUAUUGCCCCCGUUACAAGUUUGCGCUGGGCCAGACGUACGGGAGACUCACCGGGCAGCUGCUCUCCGAUUCAGAGGGGACGCACCCUGGACGGCUCCUGCUGCAGCCCAAUUGCUUUUCCAACGGCAGCAAGGAGGAGGAGGAAGAAGACGAAGGGUCUGGAGGUGGCAAAGUGGCAAAAUACCAAGCCUUUGGGUACUACAUGGUCCCAGGAUAUACAGGAUUCAUCCCUCGGACCCAAAACUACUUUGCCAAGAGCUACAGCCAGGUCUGCAAGGAAGCCAGGAGUGAGUUUGCCCGGCAGAUGGCAAAGCAAGCGGGCAUCAAAGCAGCGUGGCAGCGAGUGGCACCCGAAAGAGGAGGAGGAGGGUCCCCGCAGGAGGGCACCAAGCCGGGGUCUCAACCCCUCUUUGCUAGGGCUAAAACGCCGCUGAAUGCCACGGGGACAGCUGCAGCUCCUUAUGUCUCUCGCUGUGCUUUCCAGCCCCAGGGAUCGCCCUACUCACUGGAGGACAGCAACCCUCAGAAGUACUUCAUGUCAGGUUUCACCGGCUUUGUGCCCAGGGCCCAGUUCCUGAUAGGAGCCAGCUACCCUGUCAUCACCCACCGGGCGCUGCUAGAGUUUGACCGGAUGCUUCGCAAGUCCAAGCCUUCAGGGUUUUCGGGGAGCAGCAGCCACGAGGGACAGGGAAGGGGCCAGGCCCUGCCUCCGCUGGCCAUGGUCUUCCCUACGGACGGGGGCCUCCUGCCCCAUUACAAGGGCUACGUGCCAGGCUACAAGUUCCAGUUUGGGAAGACCUAUGGGCAGCUGACCCACAACGCUUUGGGCCGGAGCACGCUGGAGAAGCAGCCCUUGGGGGUUCAAUAAUAGUGGAGCACCCUCUCAAGACUUCUCUCCACCCCACUCUUUGCCCCGCUUGCUUCAUUCUGUAUAUGAGUCAAGAAGGAGAGUCCGAACAGAUGCUAACUCCCACUCUUGGCUAUCCAGCCAGAGCUCUUCUUUCCAGCCCACUUGCCUUUGCACAUCCUUGAAAGCCUCCCCACUCCCCACAUUUUCUUGCUAUAAUCCCCUAUUUUUUUAAUAUAAUCCCUUUGAGCCACAUGUAUGUUUUUUUAUCCAGCAAAGAAGUGGGUUUCUCUUCAUGGAAGCCAUGCCAAAAUAAAAACCAUUGAAGCUUGGAAUCUGGGCCAGACGAUGCUCCAAACUGAUAUUGAGUGGCAUUCCUAGUGAAGGGACCAUAAGCCAGAAAAUAGUAAACUUUUGCCUCUAUGGCUUUGCCUUUGCAUGUGCCCAUCCCUCCCUUCCUGUGAGCUGGUGCCUUUCUCCAGAAAGUUCCAAGACCAAAGGUUAGCUUGAAAUCAACAAGUGAGGUUUUUUUUUUGUGUGUGUCAGGAGCAACCGGAGUUGCUUCAGGAGUGAGAGAAUUGGCCAUCUGCAAGGACGUUGCCCAGGGGACAUUGCCCGGAUGUUUUGAUGUUUUACCAUCCUUGUGGGAGGCUUCUCUCAUGUCCCCGCAUGGAGCUGGAGCUAAUAGAGGGAGCUCAUCCGCGCUCUCCCCGGGUGGGAUUCGAACCUGGCAGCCUUCAGGUCAGUAACCCAACCUUCAAGUCACAAGGCUUUUAUCCCCUAGGCCACCGGAGGCAAGUGAGGUCACAGGUAUCACUUAUGCCAAGUGGGUGUGGAAGGUGAGGAAGACCCUUAGCCAUUGGUCAAUUUUAGAUAAGCCAAAGGUAUAUAUUCUUUGUUUGCUGAGACAUGCUUUUGCGACGGCCAUUUGCAUAGUACGGACCCAUUGAAGUGGGUGCCUACAGAUGUUCUCCCUUAUCAUAGCUGUGAUAACAAUAAAAGGUUUGUUUUAUUGC